This is a messenger RNA of Acanthosepion pharaonis, 1287 nucleotides long. NCBI's taxonomy places the organism in Eukaryota, Metazoa, Mollusca, Cephalopoda, Sepiida, Sepiidae. The record is from the annotation of a GenBank genome assembly.
AUGUCUUCUGAGGCUACGAAUAUGGCCGCUGAACUGCGUGUAGAGGAGAAUCGAAACGCGUCUCGGCGACAUAUAGCGGGCGUCACAUUACCGGAUAAGCGGACCGUGACUGCAAACGCGGGCAUAUGUGAGGUCUUUCGGGAUUACUUUCAGGAUCUUUUCACCAGGGAGCCCGGUCUGAGCUCUGCUCAGUUCGACGCCUAUUUAGCUAACUUUCCCUGCCUCUCGGCAGCUGAAGUGGCUCGGUGCGAGGGUCCCAUAACAGAGUCGGAAAUCUGGGAAGCGCUGAAGCAGGUUGGCCUGGAUAAGUCUCCGGGAUUAGAUGGUCUUCCCUACGAAGUUUACUUGAGGUUGUCGCACGUUUUUGUUCCUUUGCUGGAACUGAUGUACAACCACUGGAUGAGGCAGGGGUCUUUACCUCAACGCUUCACCAGGGGUGUCAUCAAGUUGCUGCGUAAGGACAAGGACGGUGGGGAUGGGUUAGGGAACUUUUGCCCUUUAACGAUGUUAAAUACUGACUUAAAGAUUUUGGCGAAGAUCUUAGCCAACCGUUUGCAGCUUGUCCUGUCUAGUCUGAUUGGCCCUGAACAGACUUGUGCUGUGAAGGGCAGGACUAUUCAGGAUAACAUUCAUAUGGCACGCUUAAUCUUAGAACAAGUCGACAGUGAAGCCGCGCUGAUCAAUUUAGAUCAGUCCAAGACCUUCGAUAGGGUUGACCAUCGAUUUCUGGAGGCUGUCCUUUCGGAGGCCGGUUUCGGAGCCGACUUUCGCUCCUGGAUCCGACUCUUGUAUGCGACCCCCGGUGCGCUGGUGGAAUUGAAUGGGGUAAGAUCGAAGCCUUUCGUAUUGUCUCGCUCCAUUCGUCAAGGUUGUCCGCUAUCGCCUCUGCUUUACGUUCUUGCGUUGGAACCAUUCCUUCGCAAGUUAAAGGCGAAUCCGGUCCUACGCGGAAUUUCGCUGCCUGGUGCUUCCACCUCGGCCAGGUACUCUUCCUAUGCUGACGACGUUUCGGUUCUUGUGUCGAGCAGAGCCGAGAUUAACGAAGUCAGUAAGCAGAUCAGUGGGUAUGAGAUGGUGACAGGGGCCAAGAUCAACCGCGAUAAGUCUGUGGGCUUGCGGUUGGGUGCGUGGAAGGGAGUUUCUCUUCCCGGACCUUUCCUCUGGACGGAUGGGCCGAUCAAGAUACUCGGCGUCUGGUUCGGUCCUGGAGUUGAAAUGAAUUGGUCGGAGGUACAAGGGCGGGCCGAGGCCGCGGGUAAUCUGUGGUCUCGGAGGAGACUUUCCUGA